This is a messenger RNA of Exophiala bonariae, 1242 nucleotides long. RefSeq lists its product as uncharacterized. NCBI's taxonomy places the organism in Eukaryota, Fungi, Ascomycota, Eurotiomycetes, Chaetothyriales, Herpotrichiellaceae. Gene Ontology annotation, biological process: mRNA alternative polyadenylation. Gene Ontology annotation, cellular component: mRNA cleavage and polyadenylation specificity factor complex. The record is from RefSeq and is a predicted model, not a curated record. Gene Ontology annotation, molecular function: mRNA binding. The transcript has 3 exons. The coding region runs from base 1 to 1242 and encodes 413 amino acids.
AUGGCUACUGAAGAAGACAAUUUUGACAUUGACAUUUAUGGCGAUGGUGAAGGUGAGGGUGCUGGCCUCGCUACCAACGGUGGUCAUGUCGAUUAUGAAGACGACGAUGAAGAGGUGAAUUUUGAUCUAGGUCAGGACGACCUUGACUUUGCUCCAACCGCGGAUACCAAGGUAAAGAGCGAGCCUCAGCCUCCUCUUAGUCAACCCUCUGAAAACUCCAUGGCGAUUGACAAGAAGGAAAGUCAUUCCCAACCUCGUGUCAAUGGCCAGACUGGCGGUCUUGAUGGUGCACCUCCCCCUUCGACAAUCCCAGCGAAGCCACCUCCAGUGGAAGCACCCCAACAAGGCACGAAACGAAAGGAAACCUCAGAUGACCGACCUCUAGAUGCAGGGGCGACCAGUGCCCUCAUGAUAUCAGACCUCCAUUGGUGGAUCACCGAGGACGAUAUCCGUGGUUGGGCUAACGAUGCAGAUGCCGAGCAGGACCUCAGGGACGUGACAUUCAGUGAACACAAGGUCAACGGGAAGAGCAAAGGACAAGCAUACGUCGAGUUCUCCUCCCCUCAAGCGGCGACGGCGGCAAAGCACAAGAUUGAACAGGCCGGGGGAAUGAACCAAGCCAACCGCAAGCACAACGUUGUGUUUACGAAUCCGAUGCAAAACCCAUUCAAGACGCUUCCCAAGGACGCUCCAGCGCGCGCCCGAGAAGACAGACCCGCUCGAGGUGGAUCGCCUGCAUUCAAUCCCACGACGCACUCUCAGAACAACUAUGGUACCAACAAUCAGGGCUAUCGUGGUGGGAGAGGCGGUGGUUUCAACCGUGGGGGUUACAAUGCUCAUGGGGGCGGACACAACCAAUACAACCGCAACUUUUCGGGCCCAAUGGGUGGAGGUGGCUACAACAAUAACAAUAACAGUGGAGGAUUCCAAGGUAACAUGGGGAUGAACAACAACUAUGGUGGCAGCUUCAACCGAGGGGCGAUGAUGGGCAACUCGAUGAGAGGAGGCACUAUGGGUGGGAUGCGUGGCGGCCGCGGAGGUAUGAACAACAUGAUGCCUCAGAUGGGAGGUGGGAUGGGGAUGGGCAAUAUGGGUAUGAACCCAAUGAUGGCAGGGAUGGGCAUGGGAGGCUUCCAAGGAAAUCACUUCAAUCCAGCCAUGUUCAACAAUGGGGGACCUGGACCCAAUUUUGGCGGCGGGGACUGGAACCAACAUGGAGCCAAGCGGCAGCGACAGGAAUAA